Molecule: messenger RNA, 1257 nt
Organism: Mus pahari (shrew mouse)
Lineage: Eukaryota; Metazoa; Chordata; Mammalia; Rodentia; Muridae
Gene: Dema1
Product: chromosome 13 C2orf74 homolog
Exons: 6
Coding region: 424-1014 (196 amino acids)
Source: RefSeq, a predicted model, not a curated record
GUCCUCUGCCACAGGAUGUGGAGCACACAGCGUGGAACACUCCUUCCUUAGGGAGGACGUUGCAAAGCAGUGACUGGCAGAAAGGGGCCCAACCCUAACCUGUAGACUCCUUGAUCUCAAGCUUCUUCCUUCCAGAGGAAAAUGCAGCUCUGCCCUUUCUGACAUGGGUUUACCCUCUACCUACCUGGUUAGGUCCGGCCUGCCUUCAUCUUCUGACUUACCAUCUUGUUCUACUCCUGCUUCCUUGAGCUACACCGUGCUGCCUUCACGGCACCUGGUUGUGACUCUAGGAAGCCAGCACGGUGAGAUGGAAUAAAGAGCGUAGGCCAUUCCUCCUGGAGAGGAGGCCUUAGUUACCCUGAUCCAGGUGAUGGAGAAAACAUAAAGAACAAGAAAUCUGCAUUCAAACAAGGCUGAACAAAAAUGUUUGAGCAAAGUGAGACUGGGAAAAUAGAGGAGAUUUUCACAACGAACACCAUGGCCUUUGAGACCACAGCGAUCACAUUCUUCUUCAUCCUGCUUAUCUGCUUCAUUUGUAUCCUCUUCUUACUGGCAAUUUUUCUAUAUAAAUGUUACAGAGGUCACAACCAUGAAGAGCCACUGAAGACCCUCUGUACAGGCGAAGACUGCAUAGCUGCUAAUGCAGAGAUGGAUAAACCUGAAGAUCAAGACAAGGUCCUACUGCACUUUUUAAACAUGGGCUUGCCAAUGAGGCCUAGCAUUCUUGUGCAAAGGCAGAGUAAAGAAGAGAUGGCCACAUCCUUAGGAGACAACAUCAAGGCAGAAGACUACAAAAAGAGACAGACAUAUGAGCUUGUGAAUGCUAGAGAAACCAACCAUGAGGGUGAGCUUGCUGAGAAAAUGCCCAUACAUGUCCACAGAUCUUCAGCUGCAGGAAGCCAAAAACGACCUUUAAAAGGAGUGACAUUUUCUAAGGAGGUGAUCGUUGUGGAUCUUGGAAAAGAAUACCCUACACCUCGAAGCUAUGCUCGAGAACAUAAGGAAAGGAAAUGAAGUGUAGAAAAAGCUGUGCGAGAAGUGUAACCUUUGACCAGCUUGGAUCGACUGGGGGUACUGGGUCCUGUCAAGGCAGCAGAAGGAUGAGAAGUGAGCAAAUACAGACGGGAUUCUGCCUUCAUGGAAGAAGAGAACUGUGCAAAACUCUGUACGUAAAAGUAAAAUACUGAGCUAGAAUAUAGUUUUUAACAAACAAAUCUGAGCUUGGUAAGUUGACUAUAAUAAAUAUCCUUAAAUGUC